Molecule: messenger RNA, 840 nt
Organism: Durio zibethinus
Lineage: Eukaryota; Viridiplantae; Streptophyta; Magnoliopsida; Malvales; Malvaceae
Biological process (GO): ribosome assembly
Cellular component (GO): nucleus
Molecular function (GO): RNA binding
Source: RefSeq, a predicted model, not a curated record
AAGAAAAGAAUUGAAAACAAAUCCAUCAUCUAAAACCCUAGUAAACAAGCAGCAACAUAUCCCAAAGCCUCUGCAAAUCUUAAGCAAAGAUGAGACCCUUAGACGAGAAAGAAACCACCGCCGUAUUCGAAAAGCUCUUCAAGUUUACAGGCAACAACUUGAAGAACAUAGUCGAAAACCCAUCUCACGAAGGCCCUGACAAAAAUCCAGGGCGCUACUGCUUCAGGCUCCACAAAAACAAAGUCUACUACGUCAGCGACUCCCUCGUAAAACGAGCCACCAACGUGGCCAGACCCAAGCUGGCUUCUAUAGGAACCUGCAUAGGCAGAUUUACCCAUGGAGGCAACUUCCAUUUAACCAUUGAAUGUUUAAACCUGUUGGCUGCAAAUGCAAAGCACAAGGUUUGGCUAAAACCCACCUCGGAAAUGUCGUUUUUGUAUGCAAAUCAUGUUUUGAAAGGUGGGUUAGGGAGGAUAACGGAGAGUAUUGCACCUGGUGAUGGGGUUGUGAUUUUUUCCAUGUCGGAUUUGCCUUUGGGGUUUGGUAUUGCUGCGAAGAGUACCCAAGAUUGUAGGAAAUUGGAUCCUAAUGCCAUUGUAGUGCUUCAUCAGGCUGAUAUUGGGGAGUAUUUGAGGAUGGAGAAUCAGAGUGAGCAGAUAAUUGAAGAGUAAUUUGGGUAUAUUUAUAUGGCUACUUGUCAAUGUUGGAUUUUGAAGUUGAAUUUUGUUGUAACUUUGGGGGUUCUGGGGUUAGUAAGCUGUUAUUGCCUUAUUUAAUUUUGCUGAACUUACAUUUUUUCUUUUUUCUUUUAUCUGUUAUUAUAGUAAGUAUUUGCUGCUU